Molecule: messenger RNA, 717 nt
Organism: Cryptomeria japonica (Japanese cedar)
Lineage: Eukaryota; Viridiplantae; Streptophyta; Pinopsida; Cupressales; Cupressaceae
Product: protein MAIN-LIKE 2-like
Exons: 2
Coding region: 1-717 (238 amino acids)
Biological process (GO): meristem maintenance; meristem development
Source: RefSeq, a predicted model, not a curated record
AUGACGCUUGCGUCACGGUUUUGGCGCAAGCACUGGGUGGAGAGGGGACCACUGGCGUCGAGGGAGCAUUGGCCAAUGACGAUGAGUCUGUAUCAUGAGUUAGGCCGCGAUGAACUGGAGGUUCUAAAUGCAUUGGGACUACAUUAUGUAGGUAGGUGGCCUAGGAUAUGGGCACACACUACUAUGAUGACUGCAUUAGUGGAGAGGUGGGAUAGUCAAUAUAACAUCUUUCAUUUACCAACUGGAGAGGCGACAGUGACCCUACUAGAUGUUUGGAGGAUCUUGAAGAUCCCUGUUCGUGGUGUGAUCCUUGAGUAUCAGUUGGAUGCGGUCGAUUUUUAUCUAAGGGAGGUGUGUGAGUACAAGACAUCACCGAUGCUAGAUAGGAGCAGGAUGCACUUGGGCCGAGUGAUGGGUAUUUGGCAGAUUCCUCGGUUGGUUUUGGUGAUAUGCGACUUUUUGAGUGGGUGGAUCCUACCAGAUUUGGGUGGACACAGAUUUCCUCUAGGGUGGAGCCGAUGUGUUUAUUUCAUGGUACAUGAUGGCGUUCAGUAUGCAUGGGGCUUCGCGAUGCUGACCCAGCUUUAUCAUGAUAUGCACCUGGUGACCUACAAAGAGUAUGUCAGUUUAUCGGCAGGGGUGACAUUAUUACACAUUUGGGCAUGGGAGCAUAUUGUAGUGACUCCCCCAGUGGGGGUUCAGGAUAGGCGGCCAUGA